GUAGAUGAUAGAGGCUGGAGAUGGUAAACAGUAUAACAAAUAUAAAUUUUCUCAAUGUAGAUCUUAAAUUAUACAAUAAAAGAAUUGAUAGUGAAGUAAUGUAGAUCAAUUUUUUUACACUGCAGUCAUGUUGGUUUGACAUUUUAUAAUUUCUCUAUUAAGAGUAACAUGAAUUGCUUUGUGUAUACUUUUAACCUAAGUUACUUCACCCUCUGUGGCAUUGUCCACUGCUGAUAACAAAAAAGAACUGGAAGUAGGACACAAAACCAUGAAACUUCAGGAAAAGGAAGGAGACCCCCUAAGAGUUCAACAGACCGACAAGAUAGUAUCAAAGAUUUGUGACAGACUGCUAAGAAAAGAGUGGAGACCUUACGAGCUAGACCGAGUUCCUCAACUUGAGGGAAUUUAUGUCAUCGGACAAGUGACAGAAAUCUCGAAGUUUGGUAUCUUUGGGGAACCAGAAGUUGUUUAUUGUGGUCGGUCAAAUGACGUUCAUAGGCGACUGGGAGAACACAUGCGCCAAAACCUAAGGAUCGACGAGUUCGUGAAGGAAGAAUUCAAGAAGAAUAUGGGGAGAGACUUACGAGUCAAAUGGAUUCAUGAAAGAAAUGACGAUCGAAUUGAAAUCAAAUAUAUACAUUGUAUUGCCGACAGGCUUGGCUAUUGGCCGAAGUAUAACAUAAGGCGUUAAAUUUCUUGCAAACUUUGUGUAACAUAGUCAAGAAAUGACGUUUUUCUUGGUACCGCCAAAUCAAGCUAUAGCCGAGCGGCUAAAUUGUUAACCUCAGUGAUGUCUUAAUUAACAAAUGAGCAUUGUAUUUUAGAUAUUCAUUUUCACAUGACAGUACAGUUUAUUUGGCUAUGUUUGAUUCUGUCGUUAUUAUAAUUAAGAGAAGUAACUGAAUCAAUGUUAGAAUCGUUGUUUUAAUUUCACAAGUGGAAACAUUAUUUCUUGCCUGUUGGACGACGUGAAUCCAACAGGAAGAAUGCAUAUUAAUUAUUUCACAAGUAAGCCUAGUAAUGGCUUGCAGCCAUGUACGGGACUUUUAGAACACUUUUACAUUUGGUUUGUUCAGUGACAUGCAGUAACACUGAAUGUGAUUUUAAAAUAUAGAUUUUUUUCAUAUGAUGACAAGUAAAAUUUAUUAUAAUGAGA
Stylophora pistillata is the source of this 1156-nucleotide messenger RNA. RefSeq lists its product as uncharacterized. Lineage: Eukaryota; Metazoa; Cnidaria; Anthozoa; Scleractinia; Pocilloporidae. The record is from RefSeq and is a predicted model, not a curated record.